This is a messenger RNA of Bipolaris oryzae ATCC 44560, 1221 nucleotides long. RefSeq lists its product as uncharacterized. The record is from RefSeq and is a predicted model, not a curated record. The coding region runs from base 1 to 1221 and encodes 406 amino acids. Lineage: Eukaryota; Fungi; Ascomycota; Dothideomycetes; Pleosporales; Pleosporaceae. The transcript has 3 exons.
AUGAGAAAGCCGAGCGACGAGACACUUCUGGUGGAUACCGACCUUGAGAAGAAGUUAACGCUGGCUUUGCAAAGAUUCCUCGAAGGUGCUACGGGUCGCAUAUCCUUGAACGAGAGCGCCGGAGGUGCCAUUAUACAGACUGUCAGCUGUGGAAACUCCUUAGCAAUCUUCUACGAUGGCUUAAAGCUGAGCCAGGCCGACCUUAUCAAGGGCCUAGUUUCGAUCGAACGCACUUUUGGAGACAUACGAUCAAUGUCAGUUCCAUAUUGCCAUUUCAUGCUUCCUGUUACUUUCACGCACAGAAAGCUCGAAGAUGCCAUGGACCGACACAUGACCAACCAGCGCCCCACUGCCACGUACCUUCCAGACCCGUUCAAGUAUCUGGCUGAGAUCAAUGGAAUAUCGCCAGAGCAAUUGAAAAAGCAGGUUCUCAACAUUCGCUGUGUCGUUUUUGGAGUCGGGUUCUUCAUGGCUUUGCCAGUGCUGCUCGCCGCAGACCCCCGGCAACGUCUGAGAUGCCCAAAAAUGAAUCCAAGUCGAACUUACACCCCUCAAGGUUGUCUGGCCUGGGGCGGAAGCGCAAUGUCAAUCUGUCCGGUGGAUGCACCAGGAGGCUAUAUGCCUAUAGGAAUGACAAUGCCUGGUGUAGAUAUCUUUGGAACUAAGAGUGGCUUUACCAAAGAACAACCGUGGAUUUUCCAGGACAUGGAUACGGUUGAGUUUUACGAUGUUACCGAAGAAGAAUACGAUGCUGAGAUGAUGAGGUUUAAAUCAGGAAGCUACAAAUACAGGGUGCAAGAGAGCACCUUUGACUUGGCAGAACACAAUGAGCUAUUGAAGAGUACAGCUGACGAAGUAGCUUCACUGCUGAAAGUGCGCGGAAAACUUCAAGACGAGAUGGCGAUUAAGGAGAAGAAAAUCUUGCAAGAGUGGCUGGAGAGCAAAGCUGCGGGCAACGAAAUCCUGGACGACAUAAAUACUGACAAUCCCAACCCCCACAUCGUUGAGUCUCCCGUAAACGCCAACGUCUGGAAAGUUCCAGUAAAGGACAGAGAUGUCAUAAGAGCCGGACAGAAGCUAGCUAUCCUCGAAGCUAUGAAGAUGGAGAUUGAUAUAUGUCUGGAUGCCCACAUAGAAAAGGCCACCGUACAGAAAGUGUUGACCCAACCCAGCGAUACAGUAGUUAGUGAAAGACCUUUAUUUGUUGUUUCGAAGUUUUAA